Molecule: messenger RNA, 1071 nt
Organism: Pygocentrus nattereri (red-bellied piranha)
Lineage: Eukaryota; Metazoa; Chordata; Actinopteri; Characiformes; Serrasalmidae
Gene: ube2e1
Product: ubiquitin-conjugating enzyme E2E 1
Exons: 6
Coding region: 434-1021 (195 amino acids)
Biological process (GO): protein polyubiquitination
Cellular component (GO): nucleus
Molecular function (GO): ubiquitin conjugating enzyme activity
Source: RefSeq, a predicted model, not a curated record
AGAAGGGGUCUGUUGUUGGGACCGAGGAGGAGGAGAAGGUCGGCUGCUCGUGUGGCUACAAAACGGGCUGCUGUUCGACGGGUUUUCGGCUAUUUUGUUCGCUAUCUUAGUCGGGAGAGAGGCAGAGUUUCCCGGUGUCGAGUCGAGGGAACCCGUCGCUGCGACGUCGCCCCGUCCGUUUUCCGUCGCCGCUUCGCCGUUUACUCGGCCGGUUUUGAUCGAAUAAUCGGCGAUAAUCUCAACGGUCGGUCGCUUCUCGCACUUUCCAGCGCCGUUUGGAACGCUCGCUACGCUCCGUUUCUGCGUCGUCAGCGUAGCCGCGGGGGUAAACAUACCGCGAGCCCGUACGGUGUCGGCGCAAACCUCGAGGAAGAGGUCAGCAGGCUUAUCUCCGCUCGGGCUACCGGGGUUAUGAAAUGAGUCAGUCGUGAGCAUGUCGGAUGAGGAUUCGCGUGCCAGCUCUAGCUCUUCUUCAUCCUCCUCUUCCUCCUCCACUCACCAGCAAGCGGAGAAAGACACGCCUAGCAAGAAGCGAGAGAGCAAAGCCAACAUGAGCAAAACCUCCAAACUCCUCUCCACCAGCGCCAAGAGAAUUCAGAAGGAGUUGGCCGAUAUCAUGUUGGAUCCUCCACCGAACUGCAGUGCUGGUCCUAAAGGAGACAACAUCUACGAGUGGAGAUCGACCAUCCUGGGCCCCCCAGGCUCCGUGUAUGAGGGAGGAGUCUUCUUCCUCGACAUCGCCUUCACUCCAGACUACCCCUUCAAACCUCCCAAGGUGACGUUCCGUACGAGAAUCUACCACUGCAACAUCAACAGUCAGGGAGUGAUCUGUCUGGACAUCCUGAAGGACAACUGGAGCCCAGCCCUCACCAUCUCCAAGGUGCUGCUGUCCAUCUGCUCCCUCCUCACAGACUGCAACCCUGCUGACCCUCUGGUGGGAAGUAUCGCCACUCAGUACACAACCAACAGACCGGAGCAUGACAGAAUAGCCAAACAGUGGACCAAGCGCUACGCCACAUAAUCGCCUGCAGGGAGGGAAGAAAGCUGCUGGUGGGAUGACUCGGGAGGGCU